This is a messenger RNA of Hemibagrus wyckioides, 625 nucleotides long. Its product is annotated as eukaryotic translation initiation factor 4 gamma 1-like. The record is from RefSeq and is a predicted model, not a curated record. Lineage: Eukaryota; Metazoa; Chordata; Actinopteri; Siluriformes; Bagridae. The transcript has a single exon. The coding region runs from base 16 to 402 and encodes 128 amino acids.
UUCUUCAUUCCCCUGAUGGAAGAAGAGAAAGAGGAGGCAAAGAAAGCCAACAUCAGUUUUGGUGAUUUCUUGUUCGACCACCUGGCGCUUACAGGGGGUGACAUUGUGGAGACUCCUGCCCCUCUACAAACCACACCCCCAAUGGAGACUGAGCCAAACAACACUCCUGAGCCUGCUCCUGUUGAGGUCCAGCCUUCAGAGCCUCAUCCCUCUGCCUCUCCUAGUAACCCAAAAGAGAGGAAGAAGUACAAUCGGGAAUUCCUGCUGCGUUUACGCUUCGUCAGUGCCAGCAUGCACAGACCCGAGGGUUUUCCGGACAUCCCCGGCGUCGUUCUGGACAAGGUAAACAUGACAGUUAGUGACAUGACGCUCUAUAGGAGCACAGUGCUUUACUCAGUAUGAAGCGUCAGGCUAAUGUAUCACUUUUUAUUGCCCUGGAGCAGGUCGAGGACCUGUAAGUCUCACAAAGGGAACUUUAAAACACCAGAUAGCUUUAUUAAUUGCAACAUUAAAGUCUGGAGUAUCUGAGGGUUGAUCAGUCUUUUAUUUGGUGCAUUAAUUAAAGUCACAGCCUUUCAGUUUUAAAUAAACAUUUCAAUUGUUUUUGUCAUCUCUAAGCAGUGUG